AUGGUUGUUAGCGGGUAUCCGUUGCACAUUUCUUUUGACUUCUCAUCUUAUUUUUAGGAUUAAGCAAUGUACUCGAAAUGCCUUCAAAUAUCCUAUUCGUCGAUUCAAAAAGUUUCUUUCUCGUCUAGCAGGCAUGUUUUUGAUCUACUUGAAAGUUGGCCCGAAGAUGGCCAAAAGUUUAUAAAAAUAGAAAGAAAAUUGUUCAGUUCUGACCGGAAAUAAUGGGAGAGAAAGCAAAGGCGCUUUGCCAGGUGCACAACAUAUUAUUAUUUUUUCGUGUUAUUCUGACUGCGGGAAUUCCAUUGAAAUUCGUAAAGAAACGCUUUUUUUAAUGCUGAACUGUACUUGACAAACUGUGCAACCGUGUUUGCGGGGACGGCCAGAGUGGAAGUUUGAAUCUUGUUUUUUAUUUUGUCAACUCUGUCUUUUCAAACGAAAAAAGAAUAAGAAAUGGUUAAUUCGAUGAGACAACUGUGAUUAACUCAAAAGUAUGUUUCGAAAUACUGUUUACCGCGUUUUUUCUCGCCGUUUCUCUCUCAUAUUUUCGUCUCCCACGCCGUCUCCUGACACCGCCCCUCAUAAUAUCGAUGACUAAGCCCCAUUUGCGUUAUCUUCCCAUCCGUUCUUUCCGCUCUUUUCGUUUCUUAAACUCAAAUACUGACCGCUCAUCGAUUCAGGAAUAGAGGUAAUGAACUGCGAGGUGAAGCAUGCGCUGCACUGCGCCGUCCUAGUAGCGUGGAUCGUAUGUUUCGCCUACUUCUGCGGCGUGUUCACCGAGCCGGCAGAAGGAACCGUUCCGGAGAGUCCCGUUGCCAGGUUUGCUCGUUUCUCUUCACGGUCUCUAAUUAAAUUAUGUCAUUUCCAGCUAUGGACUCAUCUGGACAAUCUUUCUAUACUUGCUCCGAUUCACCGCUCUCCUAGUACUGCCCCAAUGCCUUUGCAACCUGUGCGGAUUGAUGCUUUUCAAUGCCUUUCGAGAGAAAGUGCGCAUUUUCCUUCUUUCACAAUCUCAUCGAACGAUUGCAGGUGCAACUGAAAGCCGCUCCUCUUCUGUCGCCAUUCGUUUGCUUCCGGGUCGUCACGAAAGGCAACUUUCCACUUCUCGUCAAGGUAAUUCCCGCCGACCCAUAAUUCAUCCUCGUCCUGCUCCCCUAUCACUCUCUGAUCACCGAUAAGAGUUACGUGUUCUUGCCGUGCCGCCGCACUCCGAUAACAUUUUUCGUCGAUGGCAUCCACAUUUUAUUAGAUUUUCUCUGAUAACCAACGGUUAAAGUACGAAACGGACUUGACCGAGGAAGGAAAAGAAACAGACGGAGACGGGAAGUGUUUUUAAUUUUCCUUUUUGUCGCCUCCCGCCGACGAUGUAACUAUCAAGAAUGUGUGAAAUUGAUAAGGAAGCACUUUGCGACCUUCCUCUUUCUCUCUCUAGUCGAUCGAUCUCGAGAUUCAAAAAAAAAACGAGGCAAGAAAUGAGGGGAGGGUGUGUCGCUUUAAUUGAGUCAUCGAUUGAAUCGAAGUGAAAAUUCAUAAGUUUCGUGCAAAUAUCAACCAGAAUAGAGAAAAAUUUAGCUUCUCGGUGAUAAGAGAAAAACUUGACGUGCUUGAAAUGAUGACGCAUUUGAUCAGCGAGACAGUUUCGGAAUUACAGGAGAACAUUGAGACAAACAUGAAGACGUGCUUCGAGGCCGGAAUGGAGAACUUCAUUUUCGAAGUCGUCACGGACAAGGCAAUCAAUCUGCCGUCGAAUCCGCGCGUUCGAGAAGUCGUCGUUCCAACCGCCUACAGGUUCGCAUCCAAAUUCCAUUAUCUGCAUAGGUUUUUGUUUUUCAGAACUAAGAGCGGUGCCAAAUUCAAAGCUCGCGCACUGCAGUACUGCUUAGAAGACGACGUGAACAUUCUGCAGCCAACUGAUUGGAUUGUGCAUUUGGACGAGGAAACUCUUCUGACCACUAACGCCAUCUGCGGAAUUCUCAACUUUUGCGAAGACGGAAAACAUCAGUUCGGACAAGGAGUGAUUACUUAUGCGAACGGAGACAUUGUGAACUGGCUGACGACGCUGAGUGACUCGUUCAGGUGGGUGAUAAGGAAUAAUCACAAAAACGAAAGACGACUGAGUCACUCUAACACGAAAACAAUAGUUAUUGAAUAAUUGCAGAGUGGCAGACGAUAUGGGCAAACUGCGGUUCCAGUUCAAACUGUUCCACAAACCGCUUUUCGGAUGGAAAGGAUCGUACGUGGUGACGCAGGUGGAGGCCGAGAGGGAUGUUUCGUACGAUCAUGGAAUGGAAGGAUCAAUCGCUGAAGACUGCUUCUUCUCGAUGGUCGCAAUGAAGCACGGAUACAGUUUCGAUUUCAUUGAGGGAGAAAUGCACGAAAAGAGCCCGUUCACGAUGUGGGACUUCCUGCAACAACGGAAGCGAUGGCUGCAGGGAAUCCUGCUCACCGUCCAUUCCUCCAAAAUCGCCAUCGUCCACAAAGUAUGUGCUUCUCCGUAAUUUUCGUUUCGAACCGAUCCGUCUCUUCAGGCUCUUCUGGCCCUCUCGCUGUACGCGUGGGCGACAAUGCCUCUGACCUCGCUGCAAGUGUUCCUGUGCCCUCUGUUCCCCCUUCCCAGGUGUUUACCGUUCGACUUCCUGCUCUCGUUCGUCGGAGCUCUUAACCUCUACAUGUACAUCUUCGGAGUCGUCAAGUCAUUUUCGCACAAGUACCGUAACAGUCUGCUCCGUCUCGGAAUGUACUUGGCCGGUGCUCUGCUGACCAUUCCGUUCAACAUUCUCAUCGAGAACGCCGCCGUUCUUGUCGGAAUGUUCGGGCGGAAAGACCAAUUCUACAUCGUCAACAAAGACAUUCAAACUGUAUAAACACGACAAGUACAGUACGUUUCCUUAGGCUCACUUGUCUUUCUGCAACUCCACUUUUUUUUUCAGAAUACGAUUUGACACGCCGCCGUUCAACUGACCUCUCGCUCCUCUCUUCUUUCCAUGAUUUGCAAUGA
This is a messenger RNA of Caenorhabditis sp. 36 PRJEB53466, 2995 nucleotides long. The record is from the annotation of a GenBank genome assembly. NCBI's taxonomy places the organism in Eukaryota, Metazoa, Nematoda, Chromadorea, Rhabditida, Rhabditidae.